Messenger RNA from Cuscuta campestris, 1083 nucleotides. The record is from the annotation of a GenBank genome assembly. Lineage: Eukaryota; Viridiplantae; Streptophyta; Magnoliopsida; Solanales; Convolvulaceae.
AUAGCUUGUGUAUAUAAACCCAUGUACUCCCACAUUAUUGUUCAAGAAAAAUCACAAUUCCUCAUGGUAUCAAAGCCAUAAUUUUCUCCAACCAAAAACCCUAACCCUAUCACCUCUCUCUCUCUCGGCGUGCUCUCCUCCAGCGCUGCACAGCUGCCGCCUCUCUCCUCUCGGCGGACAGUCCCCGGCGCAGCACAGCCCCCCCUCCCGACGUCGGCACCCUCCUCCCCUAUCAAUAUGUCUUCCUCCGACAAAAAUACAGAAAACUCAACCUCUUCCUCCUCCUCCAAUGCCCCUCAUCUUGCCUUCACAACAAUCUCCAACGUCAAGCUUCAUGUCCCGAUUCAGCUCAGUUUCUCUCAGCCCAACUACAAAGAGUGGAGCCGGCUCUUUCUUCUCCUGGUGCGCCGGUUUACUCUCCACGGCUUUCUCUCGGGCUCUACAUCUCCCUCCUCUGCCGAUGACGAUGAAUGGUUCCAGCUUGACGCCCUGGUCCAAGGAUGGAUUCUCUCUACUAUCUCUGACGAAGUCUCAAAUCUGGUUAUCUCCACCACCUCCACCGCUGAUGAACUCUGGCGGGUCAUUCAUGCACUUUUCCAUGACAACAAACACGCUCGAGCGAUGCAACUCGAGCACCAGUUUCGAACCACCGUCAAGGGUACGAUGACCAUGGCUACGUACUGUCAAACCCUGCGGAACAUUUCCGAUUGGUUGGAUGACGUUGAUGCCCCGGUCUCUGAAUCUCAACUUGUGAUUCAAAUGCUUCGUGGGCUACCCGAAGAUCUCCAGGCUCAGACGUCGUUCUUACAAAUCCAACAACCGCUGCCCACGUUCCUUCAGACCCGAUCCGCUCUCCGCUCCUAGAUCGACAACGGCAAACCAUCACAGACGACGCCGGGACGGCCCUCCUGGCCGGCCGAACCGGUGGCCCACCUUACGGCACCAGCGGCGGCGGCUUCGGGCGUGGCAGUGGCUCGCCUGGCAGCGGGCAUAGCGGCGGCAGUGGUGGCCGCGGGCAGCAGGGGCGCAACUACGGUCGUGGUGGAGGCGGCCGUGGACAUGGAAGAAACUCUGGCUCGCAAC